Molecule: messenger RNA, 1059 nt
Organism: Neoarthrinium moseri
Lineage: Eukaryota; Fungi; Ascomycota; Sordariomycetes; Amphisphaeriales; Apiosporaceae
Exons: 3
Coding region: 1-1059 (352 amino acids)
Source: RefSeq, a predicted model, not a curated record
AUGCGAUUUUCAUACUCCACGACACUUGUACUGGGCCUCUUGGCUUCAGGGCCAUUGGCACUUGUUACCAACACUCAGAAUGACUUGGAUAUUCUUGAUCGUGGGUCCCUCGACAUCUCCGCAGCCGCAGAUACGCAGGAUAUCAGUGCUCCAUAUAUCUCUCGUGAUGCCUCCAGACGUCGCAAAGCGUCAGGGCUACUAUCACCCCUCGCGCAUCUCGUUCAAAGCCGAAAAGGACCGUCCACGUCCAAUCCGUCAGGAAAGAAGCCGACCCUUCCUAAGCCGGGGUCUGCUGAAGCUGCCAAGAACAUCCAAAAUCUGCAAACAAAGGGCAACGGCUAUCGAAAUGCCCUGAAGGAUGCCAUCGAUACAGAGGCCGCUGAUACCGGGCCAAAAGAUGCGGUUGUCGGUGAAAGCCCAAACGGCCGUGGUUACAAGGAGAGUAUUGAUGCAAUGGAGGAUGUCGACAAAAUGGACCUAGGCUACCUCGCUCCGUACGGGAUUAAAAUCAGAGAGAGGACAAAAGAUGAUUGGAAAACCAGAACUAUCUACACGGAGGAAAAGGGAAAGCCUACGAUCCAGCUCUCGGGCAGCGCGGAACAGAAGACUAUGGUGGUGCAGCACAGCUACGGCCAAGCCUACGACACCCUGAAGGGCUCUACCGGGGCCGAUUGGACACACCUGUUCUACGACAGCCUCAAGUCCAUGUUUGACAACAUGAAAGACCUUGAAUAUAUCGUCCGAGAUAAGAUCUCCGACAAGAUCAUCGAGGACAGCAGCGGCAACCUUUUACAGACCAACGAUGCCAUUCGUUACGCCUUUGAGAAACUAGGAAAGAGCACUGAAGAGAAGUUGGUUCUCGAUUUUGCCUCGAAAGACCCUAAAGUGGUCGACGCCCUCAGCUAUCUCAAUGCCCAGACCCAUGUUGCCCGCGUUUUGCAAUUCCUCAAGGACUACCGCUCUGAGCUGGGCAACAAGCAGAUUUCCAAGCUCCAUUUAUACACCGAUGAGAAUGAAGAGACAGCGGAUUGGGCCAUAGUCAUUGAGCUCACAAAGUAA